UUGUCGUGUUACUUCUUUUCUCCUCCUCUUUUUCCUGAAGCCAGCGAGAAACGGGAGAAAGUCGGCGGCGUGAAGUUGCUCCAGCCGCCGGGGAAGAAGCAGGAGACUGGCCUCAUUUCUGCGGAACUUUUUCCGAAGAAAUGGCCAGAGCAGGAAGGAGCGGGCACAGUGUGAGAUAAAAGAGGACAUUAAAUGUUGAGGAUUUUACAACUUUUCUCCAAGAUGAAUCUCGUUCUUCAUCGGAUUUUAACGACUUUCGCUUUCACCAAUGCUGUAUUGUGUCUUUAUAACUUCACUAUCUGCAGAGCGAGCCCGUGAUGACACAAAGCAUAGGCUGCCCCUCCCAUAUCCCAUUCCUGUUGUCUCUAAAAAGGACACGUCUCUCUGUUCAGACCCUGUCUUCCUGAAAUUUCCCACCCUCCCUCUCUCUCAGUUUCUGGGCCAUGAUCCGUAAGAGAAGCUGUCUUAUUUUUUGUGGCGCGUUCCUGUUUAUCACAUGGAAUGCCAUACUGGUACUCCUGCUGUGGGGGAGACCCCCACAGGGCCGAGAUCAGAAAGAAGGUCCCGAAGGGCCCCCCAGCAAUGUGAUGGAAGACGUGCUUCGAUUUGCAAAUGCGUUCGAAAGUGAACUUGAGAUGCAGAAAAAAAUCCUAUUGCAAAUCCAGAAUCAUCAGUUGCUCUGGGAGCCAUCAGACAACAAGCCAAAGGUGACCGCUGCCCCUCGGCCUGUCAUCCCUAUCCUUGUCAUCGCCUGCAACAGAGUCACCGUGAAGCGCUGCUUGGACAAACUCCUGCAGCACCGGCCCUCAGCAGCGCUCCACCCAAUCAUAGUGAGUCAGGACUGUGGACAUGCCGAGACUGCUGAGGUGAUUCGGUCUUAUGGAAACAACGUAACUCAUCUGAAGCAGCCGGAUUUGUCUGACAUCCAAGUGAGGCCUGAGCACAAGAAGUUUAAGGGUUACUAUAAAAUCUCCCGGCAUUACCACUGGGCGCUCAACCAAGUGUUCAAGACGCUCGGUCAUUCAUCUGUGGUGAUCGUGGAGGACGACCUGGAGGUGGCACCAGACUUCUUUGAGUAUUUCCGAGCCUUGCUGCCUUUCCUGAAAUCUGACCCCAGCCUGUGGUGUGUGUCUGCCUGGAAUGACAAUGGGAGGGAAGGCUAUGUGGAUCCCGGCAAGGCCGACCUGCUCUAUCGGACAGACUUCUUUCCCGGCCUGGGGUGGAUGCUCCUCAGGGAGGUGUGGGAGGAGCUGGAGCCAAAGUGGCCUGAGGCUUUCUGGGACGACUGGAUGCGCCAGCCAGAGCAGCGCCGCAACCGUGCCUGUAUACGCCCAGAGAUCUCACGGACUUUAACUUUUGGUCGCCAGGGUGUGAGUCUGGGUCAGUUUUUUGACAAAUACCUGCGUUACAUUAAACUGAAUACCGAGUUUGUGCCUUUCACCAAGUUGGACCUGAGUUACUUGAAGGAGGAG
Messenger RNA from Neolamprologus brichardi, 1472 nucleotides. It is a transcript of the gene mgat1a, whose product is annotated as alpha-1,3-mannosyl-glycoprotein 2-beta-N-acetylglucosaminyltransferase a. The record is from RefSeq and is a predicted model, not a curated record. Gene Ontology annotation, molecular function: alpha-1,3-mannosylglycoprotein 2-beta-N-acetylglucosaminyltransferase activity. Gene Ontology annotation, biological process: protein N-linked glycosylation. NCBI's taxonomy places the organism in Eukaryota, Metazoa, Chordata, Actinopteri, Cichliformes, Cichlidae. Gene Ontology annotation, cellular component: Golgi apparatus.